AUGAAAUCAUCAACGGGUGAUAUUGUCCAGCAGCUGGAUCAAGUUCGCGUAAAUAUCGACGCCUUCACACCUGACGAUGCGCAGGCUCGUCGGGAUCUACGAGCAUCAGCGUUAGCGUUGGCCUCGACCCUCAGCUCACCAGAAGACAUCUUUGCUGAUGCUUUCUAUCAGCCAGCAUUGGCGGUAGCUAUUCUAGUUGCAAUGGAAGCUCAAUGGCUGCAGUGUUUGGCCAGUGAAUCCGCGCCUUUAUCUGCAACAGAAUUGAGCCAAAGAACACAGACCAGUCGGUCCACGAUUGUACGAUUUAUGCGCGUAUUGACUUCACAUCGAAUUGUCACUGAGGAUGAUACGGAGAAAUACAUAGCCAAUAGCAAUACACGUUGGUUGACGACACCUGCCGCAUUGGCAGGGGCACAAAUAUUGUACCCUGCCACAGCUGAAGCGUGUCUCCAACUUCCAAACUGGUAUGCGAGUCGCAAAUUUGCUGAGCCAACCUCACUAAAGGAUGGUCCUUUUUUCGCAACCUUCAAAAAGACUUUUUGGGACUCACUCCGCGAUGACCCAGCCAAACAUGCCGCGUUUAGUUUAUCAAUGGAAGGGGUCUAUGAAGAGGAUGCCAUCAAAUCUGAUGCAGAAUUAAUAGGCCGCAAAUUGAAACAAGCAGCAGAUAUGCAGGUUGGUGACGUUAAUGAUGUGCUACUGGUCGACAUUGGCGGUGGGACUGGACAUCUUCUCCGAACAUUUCGUAAACUGCAUCGUGAGCUCCCAGGAAAGCUGGUACUACAGGACCGGGCAAGUGUUAUUGAUAAGAUGGAUUCUAAGAUUAUGGAAGGAAUUGACUUGAUUGCCUAUGAUUUUUUCGACCCACAGCCUAUCAAGUACGCGGAAGCCUAUUCUCUUCGACACGUGCUUCAUGAUUGGAGCGAUGAGGACUGUCGGAAGAUCCUUGCCAACACAUGUGCUGUAAUGCGGAAGGGAUAUUCCAAGCUGUAUAUCAUGGAUAUACUUCUUCCCGAUCAAGGCUGUAGUGUUACAUCUGCCCUUCAGGAUAUCAUGCUUCUGGCUCUCUUUUGUGGUAAAGAACGAAGCAAAAGGCAAUUUGAGGAACUUCUAGGAUCUGUUGGACUACGUAUCACCGAGGUCUUUGUGUCUGAUGCGUCGACAGCAGAAGCUGGCAAAAUAUUUGGUGUUCCGACACCACUAGGUCUACAUGUAUUUCUUCCACCGAAGAUGGUACCAGAAUUGACCGAAUUUUCCGAUCAUGAGUCCAACUUGGAGGCUCAUUUCGCAUUGCAUACACUGGAGAAUAAAACAAAAUUCUCGAGGACAGAACCGCUGUUCGCAAAAGUCACACACAAAGGUAUCAAUCACCACGGUCGGGAAACAGUUCAGAUCCUUGAACAUGGAAUUUGCGAGGAGAUCAGAAAGGUUAUCGGGCCGUGUGGCCAAUGGAAACAGUUCAACGCUUCUCGAAUAAUAAAGCAAGUCGCAAUGGCUGGAUGCAAUCUCGUCGCUCAUGGACCAAUGCUAGGGUCUAAUCAAGCAUGGUUGUCCGAGAUAGAGGGCUACCUAGACGAUGCCAUGUUCGGAUUUUUCGAUGUGAUGGAAUAUCCUCAGUUUCUUCAUGAAACACUCGCGUUAUUCAACAAACGAAUGAGGCGACUUCCUGGCCGCCUUGAACGAAUCAAAGAAACUCUGAAACCAGUGUUGGAGGACUAUCGCCAGUCUGAAAAGAAGCAUAUAGACGGGAUACAAUGGGCGUCGGAUUAUGCUUCCGAUGAAGAGCAACGGGGAAUUGAGUAUCAAGCACUCACACACAUCAUCAUGUAUUACUUCAACUCUAUUUUCAUCAUGCCCACGAUUGUGAUUCUUUUCUAUGAUCUCUUAUCCCACCCGGACUGUAUUGAUCCGCUGAGAAAAGAAAUUCGUGAGGUCUUUGGAAAGGAUAUGCCAGCAGAUUUCACGCCGAACAAGUUGGACAAAUUACUGAAGCUGGAUAGUUUCUUGAAAGAGUCACAACGGAUUGCGACUCCAACCCUGUGUAACUUUCUCACCAUGGGCCGUCUUGCACUCACAGAGAUUCGAUUCUCGAAUGGGGUUGUUCUCCCAAAAGGAACACCAUUUGGUAUUCCUCUUUGGCCACUAGCGCACGACCCCGAUUUAUGGCCCGAGCCUUCUGCAUUCGAUCCGUGGCGUCACCUGAGGAUGGGGGAAGCAGAGGGAAACCGUGUUGAUAAUCUGAUGACAGCUGCACGGCCCCGGUGGCUCCUUUGGGGCCGUGGUCGUCAUGCGUGUCCUGGCCGGUUUUUUGUCGUCCAUGUAAUCAAAAUUACAGCAGUGAUGCUGCUUAGCUCAUACGAUAUGCGGUUUGCUGAAGAUGUCACACCGGCUGGUGAGUACAUUGGGUCGGGUUUCAUGCCAGACAUGAAGGCCGAGAUCCAAUUUCGAGACCGAAAGGAUACGAGUGUUCAGUUUUGA
This is a messenger RNA of Talaromyces amestolkiae, 2478 nucleotides long. RefSeq lists its product as uncharacterized. Gene Ontology annotation, molecular function: DNA binding; heme binding; iron ion binding. NCBI's taxonomy places the organism in Eukaryota, Fungi, Ascomycota, Eurotiomycetes, Eurotiales, Trichocomaceae. Gene Ontology annotation, biological process: regulation of DNA-templated transcription. The coding region runs from base 1 to 2478 and encodes 825 amino acids. The record is from RefSeq and is a predicted model, not a curated record. The transcript is spliced from 9 exons.